CCUUGAAGUAUCAAUCUUCCUAAAUGCUGUGAAUGACAUUCAAAGAUCCCGGGUUUUAAUGCGGCGCCCCAAUUCUUAAUGUGUUGUCAAUUAUUCAUAUUAUACCUGUGCACUCAGUAAUACAGAUGCAAUUUGUAGCAAUAUCUCAUCUGUAUAUUUGCAGCGGAUACAAGCUUUUGAGUCAGGAUUGUGAAUUACUUGGUGGCCCAACGAAUUUAGUUGACGGCUUGUAAGAGAACUAAUCUAGACCUACCUAAUUCUCACUACGAUGCCAACAGUUUUCAGCUACAAAAAAUGUGUUUUCAGAUAUAUGCGACGAUUAUUUUCUACAGAGAGUAUCCAAAAUGUUUUAUGUAAAUCUGAGAGAAUUCGGCAUGUUAGUCCACAAGCAGUUCACUGGUUCCCGGGGCAUAUGCGUAAAGGCAUGGACAUUAUUCAUUCUAAAAUACCACUUGUUGAUGUCAUUAUUGAAGUUCACGACGCAAGGAUACCUUUCUCUGGUAGACCUGAGUUUUUUCAAAAGUUUGAGUCGAAUCGUCCUACAAUUUUAUUAAUGAACAAAAUUGACUUGGCCGAACCAAUAAGGGAUCGACAAGUUCAUACAAAUCUGAUUAUUGAAAAAUCACGUAUUAUUAACCGUGGUCCACUUGAAAUAUACUAUACCCAGCUCAAUGCGCCUGAAAAGCAAAAGCAAAUUUUGAAACGACUGAUGUCCAGUUUGCCUCGUUUGGCCACUACCUCGGGACACCCUAUCGGUUCAGCUAUAACAGUCAUGGUCUUAGGUAUACCAAACAGUGGCAAAAGUACUUUAAUUAAUGCUCUACGAGGCAUAGGCCACGGAGGUCCUGGGGGUGCAGCAAGAGUUGGACGUACAGCAGGUCAAACACGUUCUGUCGGCCAACCGAUUAUUUUGUAUAGAGGGAACUCAAGUCAUAUAUCAGGUGAUAACGACGACCGUUUGGUGGGUUUCACUGACCACACAAUUCAGGUGCUUGAUACACCUGGUAUCUUAGAGCCUCAAGCUCGAACUUUAAGUGAAAGACUUAGCCUUUGCGUUUGUGGAGCUGUGGAUUACUCAUUUGUUGAACAAGACUUACUGGUAGACUAUUUAUUAUUUUGGUGGAAUCAUCGUCAACGUACAGAAUACGUUUCCCUUUUUGGUUUAACUGGUCCUACUACAGAUGUUAACGAAUUAUUGAUCAGUGUGUGCGUUAAAAACAAUUUUUUCAUGACUAUGCUCAAACCAAGUUGGUUACCUAAUGAAGUAGAGAAUUCGGAUGAAUUGUGUAAAAAUAAUGUUACUCAGAAAAUGACUAUCCCCGAUAUUAGGCGUGCUGCUUCUUAUAUUCUUAAUCUGUUCAAUAAAGGAUAUUUCGGUCCAACCACUUUCUUACCUGAAGAUGAAAAGUUAGCAGAUAAUUUUUUCCAUCUUAUUAAAAAUCGUUGAAGUGAUUUUUACUGAACAAAUACUUUUGUAAAUUGUACACAACAAACUAUUUGUUAAUAAAUCGUUUAUUGAUAGCUUCUCCGAAUUUUUCUUUAACAGAUUGUAUGUUGUCUG
This is a messenger RNA of Schistosoma turkestanicum, 1561 nucleotides long. The record is from the annotation of a GenBank genome assembly. NCBI's taxonomy places the organism in Eukaryota, Metazoa, Platyhelminthes, Trematoda, Strigeidida, Schistosomatidae.